GAUAGAUAACAGUUAACAAAAUUCAGUUUCCUUCAAACCAGUGUACCAUCACUGUUAUACUUUCAAGAUUUGCUUUUUUUCAAUCCUCAAAUUUCACACGGAUUAUGACGGUUAUUCUAAUUCUUAUUCUCACUCUGCUGAAUGAGUGCUUUGGACGAAUAAUCGAUAUCGGCGAUAUUUGGGAGGUAAAAUGUCCACCGGGGUGUUCUUGUGAAAUUCAAAAAUUUGCUGAUUUACCUUUACACCGAUGGAUCAUAAGGGGUCAAGAUCAGAACCUAACUAACGAUGCUAAUUUUGAAGUUGGACUAAACACAGAUCAUUCUAUGAUUUCUGAAUUUUUAAGAGUCGCUAUUUGCGUUGUUGCUGAGGAUUAUGAAGAACUUCUGGAUAAGCUUCCAUCGGAUAUUCAGGUGUUUACAAUACUUCAAUCUGGCAUGGGAGACUUUGAGAUCCUCUUACAGUCUACAACAUUCCAACGUUUUACAGAUUUAAUAUCUUUAGAUAUCCAAGGCAUAGAUUACAAUGAACCUAUAAAGAAAUAUUUAAAUAAUGAACAACAAAAGCAAGGAGGAAUUAUUUUAUCCGUUGAUUCUUUAUAUCCAUUAGGUUUAAAUCUUCUUUAUUUGAAUUUGGAACGAGUAAAAUUAACUAGUGUGAAUCCAACAAGAAGAAACAAAGCUAAUCUCGUGGUAAAACCAAUGAAUACAGUUACUAAUGAUGAAAACAAGAAUGAGCAACUACUGAAUAACAUUAGUCAAAGUACAGGACAUAGACUAAUAUUUUUAAGUCAACAAAAUAAUGGAGAAAGUGAUGAUAAAGAAAUACUUCCAUAUGAUGUGUAUAAACAAGAAAUGGAGGGUUAUAGAGAAAGCGUUGGACUUUUUACUGGUUUAGGUGCUUUAACCCAUUUGAGAGUUUAUGACUGUGAUUUAAAAGAUAUAUCAUGGCAUAUGUUUGAUGGCUUGAAUAGUCUAGUUCAUCUCUCAUUAGAGAAAAAUAGUUUGAAAUUCAUUCCAGAAUUCUGUUUUUAUGGUACACCAAAUUUAAAAGUACUUUCACUUGCUAGCAAUCAACUAUUAACACUUAAAAGUGUUGAUUUAGCUGGUUUACUAAUGCUAGAAGAUCUUGAUUUAAGAGGGAAUAAUUUAACUUUUUUAUCAGAACUAUCUUUUCCACCUUUUCCAAUGUUGAAGAUAGCAGAUUUUCGAGAAAAUCCUUUGGAUUCCAUUUUCCCAAGCACUUUUGAAAUUAUGAACACCACACUAAAACUGUACUUGGGAGGUGAGGAUUCAAAACUAUAUUUACAAAAGAAUUCAUUUCUGGGACUACAUCAACUUGAAACCUUACAUCUAUACAACUUGGAAACACCAGUUCUGGAAUCUUCCGUAUUUCAAGGAAUGCCAGAGUUAUUAGAAUUAAAAGCACAUGGAAAUAUCUCAAGUAUUGAAUUUGAUGCAUUUGCAUAUUUAAUCAAAUUAAUAGAUCUUGAUUUAAGUCAUUGUCAUAUUCGUAUGAUAUCCAUGGAUGCUUUUUAUGGUUUGGAAAAUAUUAAACGUAUUGAUUUGUCAAAUAAUGAACUAGAAUUCAUUCCACCUGGUUUAUUUGUAAUAGACCAAAAAAAGCAACUUAAAGAAAUUAUCCUUUCAAGAAACAAGUUGAUUUCACUACCUCUGGAUUUUUUCAAAAUGCUUCGUGGUCCAAAUCAACAAUCACAAUUGGUAAUUGUAAGAUUAGAUGGUAAUCCAUGGGAUUGUACUUGUUCCUUGGUUACAUGGAAUCCUCAAUUGGUAAAGAGAUUACGAGAAACUGCACCAAGAUGCUCAACUCCCAAAAGGCUGAAAAAUUGGGGAGUUUUUCAUGCAUUACGCAAGGGUGGUUUACAAUGCAGAUCUUUAAAAAGAAGACACUUAAAGAAAUUUUCAAUGGUAAAAAAUAAUUAUGAAGAUAAUAUAAUCAGUUAG
This is a messenger RNA of Habropoda laboriosa, 1961 nucleotides long. RefSeq names its product carboxypeptidase N subunit 2-like. Lineage: Eukaryota; Metazoa; Arthropoda; Insecta; Hymenoptera; Apidae. The transcript has 6 exons. Gene Ontology annotation, molecular function: protein binding. Gene Ontology annotation, cellular component: extracellular matrix. The record is from RefSeq and is a predicted model, not a curated record. The coding region runs from base 105 to 1961 and encodes 618 amino acids.